Messenger RNA from Cryptotermes secundus, 1959 nucleotides. RefSeq lists its product as uncharacterized. Lineage: Eukaryota; Metazoa; Arthropoda; Insecta; Blattodea; Kalotermitidae. The transcript has 4 exons. The coding region runs from base 200 to 1765 and encodes 521 amino acids. The record is from RefSeq and is a predicted model, not a curated record.
UCAGUCUGCAAGCGGCCGUAGCAGUGAGGCAGUGAGUGUGGGUCUCUCAAACGUAGUGGGUUUCCCUCUCUUGCAGCCAAAGAUAAUAACGGAGUUAACGUGAAUAUCGUAUAUUCACAAGAUAUAUAAGUGUAUUUAAACACCUGAUACCUUGGUUUAGAAGUGAUUUGUUAAAGUGUAUGCAAGUAAACACAAGAAGAUGUUAAGCGAAAUCUUCAAACGUUUUAAUCAAGUGGUAAUUUUAAGCCUCGUUGCAAUUUCAGCGUUCGGUAUUGACCCAGCUUCAGCCCUUGAUAGUACUCCACAGUCUCUGCUUCCCGAGAAGAAAGUUAAUUCAGCUCGUAAACUGGCUGUUGAGUUACCUCCACGUGUUUUUCCUAAAGAUUCUGAUGAAGAUAAACCAAGCAGGCAGGGUGAAGAAUUACCUCCAUCAGUCUUUCCCAGAGAAUCUGGUGAUAAAAGUCAUUUAGAGAAUGACGCUACUCAUUUCAGUGAUAAAGUUACUAUUACUAAUACAGAGAAAAAAACAGCUUCAAUCACUAAACAAUCCCCAGCAAAGAAAGUUGCUUCAGAGGUGCCAGAUUUGCUGAGUGAUGACACAUACAACCGGACUGUUUAUGAAGAUGGCACUGAAGGUCCUAUACAGAGUGAUACAGUCACAGUAACAGGACCAAAUGUCAUAAAUAAUAACAAAACUCAUGAGGAGGAUGUUACAUCCUCCAGCAUGGAAAAGAAAGAAAAUAUCAUUAAAACCGAUUCAGUUACAAGUUCCCUUUACACAUCAGAUGCAAACAAAACAACUGCCAUUGAUCCUCAUGAUAAAUUUAGUGUAAGCACUGUCACUGAAAGCAAUGUGAAAGAUACCGAAAAAUUCACGUACACUGCAAGCACAGCAGAAGCUGCAAAGUGUGGUGAAAAUUGUACAAGCCCUGGUGAUGUGACAGAGGCAUUCACUAACACCCCAGCAACAGAUACAAAAAUUGCUGUGAAAGAUGGUAAGAAAAAUUAUUUAAUUUCUGAAAAGAACAAAGAAAAGAACCUUAAACCCAAGUCUGAUAACAGAACAAUAAAGGAUGAAACGCUAACAAAAACCGAAUUAAAUAUAUCAGUUCAAGCUGAAACAACGAUAAAACCUGUAUCAAGUACAACAAUCAAGGAUGAAACAAUAGCAAAAUCUGAAUCAAACACAACAGUAAAGGACGAAACAACAGACAAAACGAAAUUAAACACAACAGUCAAGGAUGAAACAACAGACCAAACGAAAUCAAACACAGCAGUCAAGAAUGAAACAACAGACAAAACAGAAUCAAACACAACAGUCAAGGAUGAAACAGCAGCUAAAACUGAAUCAUUGUCUUCAAUUACUGAAGAAAUAUCUGUUAUAAAAUCUACAUUCACACUGCCUGUUCAGCAGUCAACAACCACAACCCUGCAAUCAACACUGAAAGCUGAAUCCACAACUUCAGUAAAUAUUUCAGAGAACGUGAUUGAUCACAAAGCUGAAGAAGACACAGUAAUUGCUCUGGCAGCAUCACAGCAGCAUGCUGAUCAUUCACAUCCAUCACCAGGAAAGUCAUCAGCAUUUCUGCAGCCCACAGAGUCAGCAGCAAUAUUUGCUGGUGUGUUCGUUGGGAUAGCAUUAAUUGGAUACAUUGGCCUUCUUGUCUGGAGGAGAGUGCUAGAGAAACGAUACGGCAAUCGUGAGAUGCUUGUGAAUGAGGAUGAUUUUUAUGACACAAAUGAUUUGAAGAAUUUUGAGCUCUGACAUUGACACAUCGGGGUCCAGCAGUGGUACUAUGUACAUUCAUCGUCGGGAGAAGAAUUCUAACUGGAACAAUGCAGUGAAAUCUCCAAAAACAAUUCUUGCGUUCUGUAUGAAGCACCAGUAGAAUAGUGUUAAGCCCUUAUAUUUUAUUUUUAUCUGUGAUAUGAGAUGAAGUGAAACUGAAUGCGAUUUUA